Hylaeus anthracinus is the source of this 1488-nucleotide messenger RNA. Its product is annotated as basic-leucine zipper transcription factor A-like. The transcript has 2 exons. NCBI's taxonomy places the organism in Eukaryota, Metazoa, Arthropoda, Insecta, Hymenoptera, Colletidae. Bases 16 to 1287 code for a protein of 423 amino acids. Gene Ontology annotation, cellular component: nucleus. The record is from RefSeq and is a predicted model, not a curated record. Gene Ontology annotation, molecular function: transcription regulator activity.
CAUUGUGGUAGAACAAUGGCAGAGAGUUGUGCAAUGAUGGGUCUGCAGGCCACGGCAGGAAAACGUAAACUGGAGGGAGGUGUGGGCUGCAUGGAGUUCGACAUGGAUAUGGGCGAGAGCCCAUCGAAGUUAGGCCGAGUGGAGGGUAGCUGGUGGGCAAUGGAAGAUGGUUACACGCCCCCGCUGAGCCAAACGCCGACGUCAUAUUACGAGAUGGAAGUGAGUCCGCCAUGCCUGCAGACGAAUCCUUGUCAGCCAACAUCGGCUAGUUCCCAGCAACAGCAGCAGCAGCAGCAGCAGCAGCAGCAGCAACAGCAACAACAACAGCAUCAGUCGUCGCAGCAGCAGCAACAGCAACAACAGUCGUCGACACCAACGUCAGCGCCGCCGGCAUCCACGGUGGCCCACCUGCACCAUCAUCCGCAGCAUUAUUACCAUCAUCAACGUGGACCGGGCAGUCCGGUCGGUAACAACGGUUACAGUCAACUCUCGAGACCUCAGCCGCAGUGGGGGGCGCCUCAUCAUUACGAGCCGCCGACGAUACGGCGCGAGGAAAACGGGAAGAGUUAUCUGGAGCUCGGCUCGAGUUACCGAGCGAACGAGAGGUGCUGCGAGGGCUCGAGGUCGAGUUGGUGUCGACGCGGCAGAGCCUGUUACAGACAAAGGCGGCUAGCCGUCCUGAACAUUUCUAUGUGCAAGCUGGCGAGGUAUCGCCAGUUCCCAGAUCCGAGCCUUCAUCGAUCGGUUCUCAUCUGCAACACGCUCAGGCAUCUGGAACGCGAGAUGGAGAGGGACAGAAGUCCGCCGCCCAUGGAGCCGGUUAUACCAGCGCCGAUCGCUCAACUCCAACCACCGGAGCAGGGCAGGCUGACGCCGUUUCCAAUGCCUCCGACAUCGUCGAAUGAAACUGACGUCGAUUCCGGUAUCGGCGACAGCGACGAUAGCCGUUCGAUCAACUGGGGCAGCGUGCUUUCUCUAUCGAGUCAGUCGCCCCUGGACCCAUUGAACAACAACGAGCUACUGGACGUCGAUAUCGGUCCGGACUUAGACUUAGACUUCAUGCCUGGAUGGAAGCUGACGCCCCUGUCCGCGGACGACAUCCUCAGGAGUACGACGGCGCAGGAGCAACACCAGCACCACCAACAGCAGCACCAUCAGCAUCAACAGCAGCAGCAACACUUAGCGCCGUCUAGCGGCAGCUGUGGCAGCAGCAACGUGGGCAGCGCCUGCGUCAGCACCGGUAGCAGCAGUAGUACGCACGAGUCGUUGAUGUGCGUUGGAUCAUAGCCCCCGAUUUUAACAUCGUUGAGUCACCUCAUCGAUUUUUACCCACUGAUGCCGCAGAGCAAAUAAAAAGCGCGGCUCGAAACAAAAAAAAAAAAACUGCAAGUCGAACCGUUGGUUGGCCUCUCUCGAAUCCAUUGACGCCUGGUUGGCCGACUCUCCAGGAGGUCUUCUUUUUCUUAUUUAUUACCGUAACGUGUCGGU